Messenger RNA from Knipowitschia caucasica, 495 nucleotides. Lineage: Eukaryota; Metazoa; Chordata; Actinopteri; Gobiiformes; Gobiidae. The record is from the annotation of a GenBank genome assembly.
AUGCAAAAGAGUCCAGUGACCGAUAACGCCCCGUACCCACCGCACGCGUCUUUUGAAGCGCUGAGAGUCGCGCAGCGGGUUGAAGAAUGCAAGCGGAGGUGGAAGGGGCUGAGGGACUCCUAUGUAAAAUUUAAGAAGUUCCCUCCAAGUGGCUCCGGAGGAGGAAGUGAGCGUGACUGGAGGCACGAAAAGGAAAUGGCUUUUUUGAAGCCUUAUCUUAAACCAAGGAGCUCCAGGGACUCACAUGGAGACACGUCUGCAGACGACAAUGUCCAGGAGGGUGCAGAUGAGGAAGCAUCACAGCCACAAUCUCCAAACCCACAUGACACAGAAGAACGGCUCAUAAGAACCCCCCCAUCCCCACCUCACUCCAGCACAAGAACCCCCCCAUCCCCAUCACGCUCCAGCACACCGAUUGCAGACACACCUCAUUCCUCACAAGAUGUGACAGAGGCCAAACAGAGGCCGAGCUUGAGAGUGAGUGUAUGUGCAUGA